Molecule: messenger RNA, 679 nt
Organism: Chelonoidis abingdonii (Abingdon island giant tortoise)
Lineage: Eukaryota; Metazoa; Chordata; Testudines; Testudinidae
Source: RefSeq, a predicted model, not a curated record
CAGGGCGGCUCCGGGGGCGCGGCCUCAGGAUCGGGGUUUCCCUCCUCCGGGGCGGGGGAAAUUCCCAGCAGCGCCCUGUGAUGACGCAGGGCGCUCGCGCAGCCGCCGCUGUGAGAUCGGACGGCAGCCGCUGGGCCCUGUUCUUAGUGGGGUAGCAGGCCCGGAGACCGAUGUUACCGGUGAAAAAGCUGGCGCGGCCCCCAGCCCACACCGCCACCCACUUACGAGGCGAACCUCGUUGUCUUACCACCUUCUAGGCCAUGGGCAAAAUCAAAGCUAAAGGGUCAAAGCCGAAGAGCGUCUUCCACGUGGCCAGCACCAGAUCCCUGAAGGCCAAGAAUAAAGCUAAACCGGUCACAACAAGUCUGAAGAAGAUAAACAUUGUGAAUGAUGAAAGAGUUAGAACGGUAAAUAAAGCAUUUACUGAAGUACAGAAAGAAGUCAAACAACUAUCAAAAGGCAUUUCAUCAAAAUCUCAAAAGAAGCCUCGGGUUUCCAAGCACCUGGAAGGUGAACCAGCUGAUGUGGAUGCAGCUGCAAGCUUAUUGUCUCAGUUGUAAUGCAUAAUGAAAUAGCUAUGAAUUUCAAAAGCAAAAUUUACUGGCAAAAAAUCAGUAGAUGGCACAUACUGAAUACUCUGUUUGUACAGUUUUAUUAAAAAAAUCUUGUUAAUAUACAA